CAUCGUCUUCAUCGGUGUUGUUGUCACCGUUACCGAGCAUACUAUCAUCUUCGAUGCCAUUUUCCCACCCCGCUUCAUCAAUUACUACUUCCUUAUCACAACCUCCGUUUCCACCACCACAGCAACCAUCAUCAUCAUUAGCAUCCUCAUCACCUAUUAUUAUUACCAAGGCAUCUCAUCCAUCAUCAACACAGCAAAAAAUGCGAAUAUGCGAUUUGCUUAAUUAGGGAGGAAAGGGGACGCACGCUUUCAAUAUCUUCUGGGGGACUUCUGGAGCUGGAGCGAAAAUCAUAAUUUGGCUUUGUCAUUUCCAACACCUUUUUACCCGACCACGCUCACAUGAAAAAAAGAAUUUGCUAUCGAUAACCCUUGUUCCUCUUUCCUUGUUCUCUUCUCUUCCACCUCCACACAACACCCCCCCCCCCUCCUCUUCCAUGGCAAGCUCAGUAAAGUCCACCGCCACCGAUGUAAUACCAUUCGAGCAAUUCAAGCUCCCACCUGUCGGCCAUGCUGUUUCGGGUGUUGUGGGCUCCACCAUUGCAAACUUGUUCAUUUACCCACUUGACAUUUCGACGACUCGUUUACAAUUAGAAAACAAGACCAAGAAGCGAGGAAUAGUAGAAGUGAUCACCUCGAUCUACAAAGAAGGAGGAUUCAAAGCGCUCUACGCAGGACUUGGCGCCGACACGCUUGCGACCGUACUUUCCAGCUUCAUCUACUUUUAUUGCUACACAGCCCUUCGAAACGUACAAGAGAAACUCAACACCAACUUGGGAAACAAAGCACAGCUGAAUGUAGCUCAAGAACUGUUUCUCGGUGCCGAGGCAGCGCUCAUCUCUCGGUUCUUUACCACACCCGUAUCGAACGUGACGACUCGUCUCCAAACGGCUGGCAAGGAAUGCAAAGGAUUCAAGCAGACAGUGCGGGACAUUUAUGAGGAAAGAGGUGGUUUGAAGGGAUUUUGGACGGGAUAUCGCGCGUCCAUCUUGCUCGUGUCAAACCCCUCCAUUACCUACUUUGUCUUUGAAAAGGCCAAGGCAUUCUACCUGCGCGCAUACAAAAAGACGUCGUUGGGGUCGGUGGAGGUGUUUUUGCUCUCGGCAUUGGCAAAGACGGUCGCUACUAUGGUCACCUAUCCGUUCAUCUUUAUCCGCACAAACAUGGUCGCCGAGACCAGCGAUGCCAAGGGCAAGGGCAAGGGUACGCCCGUUGACAAAAAGGAGGGAAUGAUUGCAUUGAUGAAGCAUGUGAUUCAACGUGAUGGUCCUGCGGGUCUCUACAAGGGUAUGCGCGCACAGAUCACCAAAGGCUUCUUCAACCAGGGCAUCAUGUACAUGAUCAAGGAUCGUGUGGCAUCUUACUUGGCACUGGCAUUCUAUACCUCAAUGAUACUUAAACGACGAGCACUCCAGCAGUAAAAACAAAAAGCAUAUAAAUAAAACAAACCAUAUUAAUAGAACCUGUCAAUUUGCCGUCUCUCUCUCUCUCUCUCUCUCUCUCUCCAUUUGCAUGAAAUACAUAAAACCGGAACAAUUUUGAAGCG
Messenger RNA from Zychaea mexicana, 1543 nucleotides. Its product is annotated as mitochondrial carrier domain-containing protein. The transcript has 3 exons. The coding region runs from base 435 to 1418 and encodes 327 amino acids. Lineage: Eukaryota; Fungi; Mucoromycota; Mucoromycetes; Mucorales; Lichtheimiaceae. The record is from RefSeq and is a predicted model, not a curated record.